This is a messenger RNA of Symbiodinium necroappetens, 663 nucleotides long. The record is from the annotation of a GenBank genome assembly. NCBI's taxonomy places the organism in Eukaryota, Dinophyceae, Suessiales, Symbiodiniaceae.
AUGCUCCAGAAAGACUUCCGUUCCGUGCUACUCACUAGCGUUGCAGUGUCGGCUGGUGCUGGUGGAGGGCGGUGUUUGGCAACGGACGAGGACGAGUGCAGGAGCCCACGUGAUUGUCAAUGCACAAAGCUCUGCAAAAAUCUUCGGCCAUCUCGUGUUGGAAGCAACUGCUCUCCUCCAUCCUGCUUCUGUGCCGCCUUCCGGCCGCAGGGUGCAAUGGCUGCGCCUCAUGCGCAGAUGUUGCUUCAGACUUGUUCGGCGGGAGAAGCAUCACCGGCAAGCUUUGCCUUCGCCGUCGGCCAUCGUCGCCACGAGGUCUCGCGGCUGUACGCCGCCGCUUCGCAACAAUCUUGUCGUGAAAGUGAUCAACAGCCAAUCCCGUGUCUGUGGUGCCGGGCCGUUCUUGCAGCUUUCGAACCUUGUGUGUGGGACUUCCUUGCAGCACUUCAUCUGAGGCUUGUGAGGCUGCCUUGCAGGCUGAUGUCAUCGCGCAAGGGCGCAUUGUGUGUCGUGCAGCCGCAGAAGUUAAAUGAGUUCGGUUCGGUGCUGAAGACAACAAAGGCCCCCAUGCUGGAUCUGGGACAGCCGCUGCUGGCAGUGCUCUAUGAGCAACGCUCGGCUAGAGGUCAACUGGACCAUCGGCUUGAGCGGGCGUCGCCUUGA